Molecule: messenger RNA, 2482 nt
Organism: Daucus carota subsp. sativus
Lineage: Eukaryota; Viridiplantae; Streptophyta; Magnoliopsida; Apiales; Apiaceae
Product: condensin complex subunit 2
Exons: 13
Coding region: 173-2134 (653 amino acids)
Biological process (GO): mitotic chromosome condensation
Cellular component (GO): condensin complex
Molecular function (GO): chromatin binding
Source: RefSeq, a predicted model, not a curated record
GAUUUUAGGUCAGCCUGUGCCGCAGCCCGCAUCUGGAAAUUUCGCUGGAAUUCAAAAUAUAAAGGAGGGAAAAAGCAAAAAAUAAAAAAUAGUUCUGUGAAAUUCAUCAAUUGCAUCUCCUUCAAUCUUACCCGAAAUCAAAAUCUCAAUCUCUCUCUCACACACACGCGUGAUGGGUGAACAAUUGAGCCCUAAUCCAAAGCAGAGAGCUCAGCUUUUCUCUCCUUCAAGUCCUCACUUCUUAGGCUCUAACGAUGACAAACUAGAACGCGCUCAAGCACGCGCCGCCGCACGUGCCGCCGCUACUCGUCGCAAAGCAGUCGCCGCUGCUGCUGCCGCCGCUCCUGAAUCUACCCCGUGUCUCGAUAAGGAACAUAUCCUUGAUUUGUUCCACAAUUGCAUCAAACUCGCCAGCGAAAAUAAAAUAAAUCAGAAGAAUACGUGGGAGCUGAGUUUGAUUGAUCAUUUGUGCGAUAUAAUUAAGGUUGAUGAGGAAGAUGAUGUGGAGACUAAUUUUCAAAAGGCAAGUUGCACUCUUGAAGCUGGGGUCAAAAUAUACUCUAUGAGGGUUGAUUCUGUGCAUUCAGAGGCAUAUAAGGUGCUCGGAGGGAUUAAUCGAGUGGGUCAAGAAAAUGAAGAAGAUGGUACAGUGGAAGAUUCAAAUCUUGGCAAUGGGCAAGAGGAAGAUAAUUCAAAAAUAGAAAAGAAUCGAAAGUUGUCACCUUUAUCAACACUUGAAUCUUCAUUUGAUGCGCUUAAUGUGAAGAAAUUCGAUGCUGCAUUUGCGGUAGAUCCUCUCUAUCAUCAAACAUCUGCACAGUUUGAUGAAGGCGGGGCCAAGGGUCUCUUGCUAAAUAAUCUGGGAGUAUACGGUGGCUGCCGGGUACUUUUUGAUUCACUAGAAGUUCCAGCAAAGUGUUCAUCAUGCUCUAAUCAGCAUGAUAAAACAGAGACAAUUGAUAUCUACUUUGCCAAAGAAUGCAAGGAAGAGAUGGUUGCAAACAUGUUAAAUAAAUUUGAGAUCUCACCUAGUUUGAGGGAAAUAGUCAACCACUUUGAUGAUGAUAAUAAAAGACCUCCAAAUACAUUUUCUUUUGAGACAAAACAAGCAGAAGAAAUUGAUGAACCCUACGACAAUGGUGCUGAGUUCAAUGCUGACACAUUUGGUAAUGGGGGAACAUGGGACGAUGAUCUUGAGGACCAAACUAAUGUGGCUGACGACGGAACUUUUGGUGGCGACCCAGUUAUCUCAAGUCAACAUGAGGUUAAUGAACCAACUCAUUUUAAUGACCAUGACACAGAUGAUAGGUUUGCUGAAAUUGAUGACUAUCUGUUUUUAAAUCUGGGCUUCACUUCAAAGCUAAAUGCCUGGGCAGGGCCCGAUCACUGGAAGUUCCGGAAAGUUAAAGGUCAGGAGACUGUUUCGGAGGAUAAGGAAUCACCAAUAAAAACUAAGAAAACAAAGAAUAAGAAACAAACUACUGUUGAUAUUGAUUUUUUGAAGUGCUUGGACAAAGAUGUUUCAGAUGUUUUUGCCCCUCCUAAAAAUCCAAAAACUCUACUUUUGCCUACAAGUAGGGAACCUUGUAAUACACUUCUUCCAGAAGAUUGUCACUAUCAACCUGAGAGUCUCGUCAAGCUAUUUCUUCUACCGAAUGUGUUGUGCCUUGGAAAGAGUAGAAGAAAAUCUGCAGCUGAAAUUAAUCAUGAGACGGAUAAUUACGAUAAUAUGCCAUCAUGGGAUGAUGAUACUGGGUUUGCUGAUCAUUUUGAUGAUGGAAAUGAUUGUGGCGAUGUUGACGAAUCAAAUACACUUGUCUCCCAGCCGCGUCAGGUAAAUAAGAUUGAAGUCCAGUAUGACCGAAAAUCAAAACAAGUUGAUGUUCAGGCACUAAAAGAAACACUUUGGGGGUCUCUGCAAGAAUCACAAUUGCAGUCUGUUCAAGGGGGAACAAUAUCUUUCAAGGAUGCUUUGGCAGCAUUUCCUGAUGACUGCAGGGCGGCUGAAUCCCUUAAAGACAUCUCACCACACUUAUGCUUCAUAUGUUUGCUGCACUUAGCAAAUGAGCAUGGACUGAGUAUCCAGGGUCAGGAAAGUAUGGAUGAUCUAACCAUACAGCUUCCGCAGCAAUGAUCUGUUAAAUAAUUACAAGUCGCACUCAUCUUUUGAUCUUGACGGACUUUGCCGAACAUUAGUUGGAUGCUUUUUAUGAUAUGUUAAUCUCUUGCGCACCAACUAUCAUAUUAAACAGAAAUGACCUAGUGUAUUCCUUCUUUCGGCUUGGAAAUAAUUUCUAUUGAUAUAUAGUUUAUUUUGUAACUUGUACUCACACCAAGGGAAUGGAGUGUGAAUUGCUACUGCUGAUUGAUUGUGAUCCCUUCCUUUUUUGUUUCGGAUGAUUUCCUCACAAAUUGUGGAUGCUUUUAAGAAAUGAAAAGGUUUCAUGGAUAUCAGUUUACCUGAAGGAAUGCUUGUUAUUAA